Molecule: messenger RNA, 3093 nt
Organism: Trypanosoma cruzi
Lineage: Eukaryota; Euglenozoa; Kinetoplastea; Trypanosomatida; Trypanosomatidae
Product: DNA repair protein BRCA2, putative
Exons: 1
Coding region: 1-3093 (1030 amino acids)
Biological process (GO): regulation of DNA-templated transcription; double-strand break repair via homologous recombination
Source: RefSeq, a predicted model, not a curated record
AUGGGAUUGGAGCCGGACAACGUGUGUGCUCAUUGCACAUUUAUCAACGCGCCUGGUAGAGUACGUUGCUCCAUGUGUUUUCGCAAUAUUCGAAAACGAAUCCGUGAAGGCGCAGCAGAAAUUGGGUCCGAAUUACAUUUGCCACAUCUGUCAGUGAGCAAUCAAUCGGAAAAGCAACAAGAGGGGUGUGUGGCGACACUCUUUUCCACGGCCUCUGGGCAGCCUGUUGUUGUGUCAGAAAAAUCGUUACAGGCCGCAAGGGAGAGACUGGACGCCGACGACGCACAGAUACCACUGACCCAUGGCAAUGGGGAUGCGGCUGUGGCGACACUCUUUUCCACGGCCUCUGGGCAGCCUGUUGUUGUGUCAGAAAAAUCGUUACAGGCCGCAAGGGAGAGAGUGGACGCCGAUAAUUGCGCAACGCCAUGUGAUAAAGAGUGUGGUGCUCGUGGAAUGAGCGAUUCUUCUUCAGCGGCUUCGCCUUCUUUUGUGGGUCCACGACGGGGUUGUUUUGUAGUUCCUUUUGCUCGAUCACCACAGCCGCGCCAGGUAGUGCCGCCGAAUCGUUUCCAGGAUCCGCCUGCAAGAAGAGAGAUGAGGUCUUUGUCUUUUGAUAUUUUUGCAUUUUUUUCUUUGCCCAUGUCAUCUCUUCCAUCGAGUUUAGAAGUUGUGCAAAGCACUUUUGCAUUCAAGUGUGUGGGGUGCUCUCCGGAACUUUUGCUGCUUCUAGGUCUGAGUGCGGAAGAUGACUCUGUGCCCCCCAGGUCCUUCCAUACGGCUUUGGUGAGACUGGGGGCUUGCACGAGCAGUUGUUCGGAGAAUUGGUGCCAACAGAUGCUGAAAUCGACUUUGUUGAAACUUCGUGGAUUAUCGCUUUGCUGUAGCCCGUCACUUCCUGUAUUUUCUGUGUCCCACGCUCUUCUGUACCUCUGCUUCAAAUACAACCGAGAGUUUGUGGAUGGGGUGCGACCAGCGCUGCGUGUUCUGACAGAAGGGGAUGUUCCAGCAUCAUCGUUAUUGGUUGUAAGCGUUGUGUGUCUUUCCCUUGAGGAACGUCUUGCGCCACAUACUUCUGUGGGUGUGAUUUCCGAUGGCUGCUAUGAAAUUAAGGUGGCUCUGGAUGUGCCGCUGACGAACCUCGUGCGGGAGGGUAUCCUUCGCUGCGGGCAUAAGUUAUUGGUGUGUGGAGCAAAGAUGCUCUUGAAGAAUUUCUGCUCUCCAGUCGACUGUCGUGAUGAUGUGGUCUUGUCGAUUAAUUACAACUGUACGCGACCGGUGGAUCCGACUGCUGCGCUUGGUUUUUACCAAACAAAUCCUCCUGUUGUGUCCUCGGCAGCGGUUCACCCGCUCGGUGGACUCGUACCGUCGAUACGCGGGGUUGUGGAACGUAUUCUUCCACCCAUUUUUGUUGAACAGGUGGUUGGUAACGGCGACGCCGUCAGCACCGGUGCGAAGGUUGUGAGGAACCUCCUUGCGCAGUUAAAACGACUUGAGAGCGUUUUACGUGAGGCCGCAGUGCCGUCUGAGUCGACAAACACGCGCCGUCUUGUGCGUCUGACUUCGCUUGUGCUGACGUGUGAGCAGAAGGAGGAUGUCAUGGUGCAGCUGUGGGAGGAUUGUGCGGAGGGAUGUGGUGCGGAGUCUCUGGAGGAGGACUGCGGCAGUGAAUUUCCCUCCGAGGGGUCCAGUGUUCUUAUCUUUGCUCUCACGCCAUCUCGGAGUCGGCCUUCGCAUCCCUUUCAACAUGCCAAAGUCCUGUACACUCGUGCUCGCCUGGAUUACAGAGUGAUUUCAUCACCUAGUGGAUUUGUGCGGCCGUUACGGUGCAGCAUCAGUGAUGCUGACUUGUCGAUGCCUGCGGGUGCAGCGACGGAUUUUGCUGGUCUUUUUUUGGCUUCCGCAAAAAACGAGGCAGUGAACUCUUUCGUCAUUGUCAUGUUGAAGAAUGAGGAGACAGAGACCCCCUCGUUCUGCAUUAUGGAUGUGCCGUGCGCCACCCCUGUCAAGGAAAUUGCGAUCACGAUGCCCGUAGCUUCCUUUACACCCGUUAUUGUACAAAAUUCAUCCUUCAUUCGUUUUGCAGUGGAUGACUUGGGACCGGACUGCCUGCACGUCUUGGCAAAUGAAUUCACGAAGGUCUUACAAAGACCCGCCUCCUCGUAUCUCCGUACAGCUAUCUCAUCUCUCGAAUUGGUUCGUGAGAAGGCAAUGGGGCGAAAAAGUCUCAUGGCCCGUGCGGAGGAGAUAUUGCGUUUACGCCAGCUGAGUGUUGAGGCACGGACUGACGUGCGUCGUUACUUGGGCGAACUUAAUGGUCGCGAUGUUCCUCUUGCGGUCGCCUCCGGGAGCACGUCACGGCUGCCGUAUUAUAUGCGCGCGGAGAGGAAGGGCCCUAUUUCGAAGGGUGUUGUUAUUCCCACACUGCAUGCGAGGUCUGAGAUGACAGAGGAACAGAAGUCCGUUUUUCCCCCUUCUCCUGCCAUUCACCACGGAGAACGGUCCCAUAUUUUUGGAAAUAUCAUUGAGAUGCGUUUAAUUCGUGUAUUUGAUUCCGGUAGACGUGAGUCUGUUUUGCUCCCCAUCGGUUUGGCGGCCUCAGAUGUUUUGACUGCUGGGCCUGCGGUGCCACAAGAAACGCUUCUUUACGACUCGAUUUGUUUUGAUCUCGUCAUUCAGGUCGGGGCCGUCGCAGAACAGCAGGUGAAGGCCACGAUGAAGAGCCCAGCUGUGCUAAGUGGCAUGCUGGAGCAGAGGCUUGCCAUGCGAAGUGUUUGUGCGGUGGCGGUGGAUGAAGGGCAAGUCGACUACUUCAUGCAGCGGACAAAAAUUCUUGAGACGUGGCAGCGUGCCCCUGAAGAGAGUUGGUGGUGGUUCCUCUCUCUUUCGCAUGUCGUCGCGGGGGACUCGCAUCCACCCGAGACGGAGGGAACGGCGUUGCUGUGGCUUGAAAGUGAGUGGAGGACACUUAUCGACAUGCUCUGUGAGGGUCUGAGGGACAGUUUGUUCAAGUUCAGCGUUGACGCGGCCGGCGAGGUGACCCGCGCUGUUUUCCUCAAGGAAAAUUGUUCUCUCCGCGAGCUCAUGAAGGAGUGA